AUGGAAGAGAGUUUGGAAAUUUUAUCAAUGGAGCAAUCUUCUAAUACAAAAGAAGAAGAAGUUGAAGUAAGCAAUAAUACUUCUUCAGAAUUUGAUUCUAGUGACAUUUUUUCAACAAAUUUGAUUUUUCAUUCGAGAAAAUCUCUUAUUGAAUGGACCAAAGAUAAAGGAAAGCAACAUGGAAUUAUUAUAGUAAUUAAGAGAUCUGAUUCAGGUGAAAGUCGAAAAGCAAGAAUUAAAUUUGCUUGUGAAAGGAGUGGCAGCUAUCGACAACACAUGAAGACAAUUGAAGGAAAAAAGAGAAAAAUUGAUAGGAGAACAUCGACAAAAAAAUGUGGUUGUCCAUUUUUAUUGAGUGCACAAAAAUUAGCAACAGCUGAUGAUUGGACACUCACAGUCGUGUGUGGAUUUCAUAACCAUUCAAUUGCAAAACAUCUCGAAGGACAUUCUUUCGCCGGGGGGUUGACUCUGGAAGAGACAAAGAUAUUAGUUGAUAUGUCAAAGUGUAAUAUCAUGCCAAGAGAAAUUCUAGCUGUGAUCAAAGAAAAAAAUAAAUGUAAUGUCUCAACGAUAAGGACAAUAUACAAUGCAAGACAAAAACACAGAAUUCGAGAAAAGGCAGGCAGAUCCCAAAUGCAACAAUUGAUGAGAAAGCUAAGUGAGCAUAACUAUAUCGAGUGGCAUAGAUAUGAAAAAGAUACUAAUACAGUUAGAGAUAUAUUUUGGGCACAUCCAUUCGGUGUUGAUUUACUUCAUAUUUUUCCUCAUGUAUUAGUUAUGGAUUGCACUUACAAGACUAACAGGUAUCGUCUUCCUUUGUUAGAGAUUGUUGGAGUUACAUCGACUGAAUACACAUUCUCUAUUGCGUUUGUUUUUCUUAAUUCAGAACAAGAGGAUAACUACACAUGGGCAUUGGAUAGAUUAAAAACUAUGAUGGGCAUUGACUUUCUUCCUAAUGUAAUUAUCACAGAUAGAGAAUUGGCGUUAAUCAAUGCUAUUGAAAAGGUCUUCCCUGCUGCAAAACAUCUUUUGUGCCGAUCAUAUAUCUAA
This is a messenger RNA of Cannabis sativa, 1050 nucleotides long. Its product is annotated as protein FAR1-RELATED SEQUENCE 5-like. The record is from RefSeq and is a predicted model, not a curated record. Lineage: Eukaryota; Viridiplantae; Streptophyta; Magnoliopsida; Rosales; Cannabaceae. Gene Ontology annotation, molecular function: DNA-binding transcription factor activity, RNA polymerase II-specific. The transcript is spliced from 3 exons. The coding region runs from base 1 to 1050 and encodes 349 amino acids.